This is a messenger RNA of Varroa destructor (honeybee mite), 3083 nucleotides long. RefSeq names its product exocyst complex component 7 (gene Exo70). The record is from RefSeq and is a predicted model, not a curated record. Gene Ontology annotation, biological process: exocytosis. Gene Ontology annotation, cellular component: exocyst. Gene Ontology annotation, molecular function: phosphatidylinositol-4,5-bisphosphate binding. NCBI's taxonomy places the organism in Eukaryota, Metazoa, Arthropoda, Arachnida, Mesostigmata, Varroidae.
UAAGACGAGCUUCUCAUUUAAUGUCACAUUAUUGUUUUCAGUUGGUUUCAUAACUGAAUUUAUUUAGAUUGCUUUUCAACACCUGUACGAACAUAGAAUUUACUUAGCACGGCCAAGUUGGUUAAGUGUCUGUGUGUAGAGUAUUUUGCGGAAAUUGCAGAGAUCAAGUAAUCGUUCAAUCGAAGGGCAAGAUUCAAACAGCUGAUUGUUCCAUAUUUCAGUUUGUUCCGGUACUCAAGUUAAUGCUACUGCACAUAAAGAGAUUAAUGCUUUAUUUAUAGGACUUAUUUGUUAAAUGAGGGCUAUCGUGUCUUCGAGGAUCCAAUGUCGAACUCAGACCGCAUAAAAUCAAUGAUAACCGAUAAUGAACGUGGUUAUGGUUCGAAGGUCUUGGCUUCGAUUGGCCCUUGCGUCUAUUACAAGUAAAUGUUGACGAAGAUUAAGUGAAUAAGUGGCGCAGAAUGUGUCUACUUUAGUAAUUACAACGAAACAAGAGGAAACUUUCGUGCCGCAAAGAUGCAUUCUGUGGACGUGAAGCUACGUUUAGAGGAACGAAACAUGGCCGAAUUGCGUGGUCUACUACACCGUUCCACCGAUCUUACGAAUAAUAUAUGUGGAAUACUCAACUCGUUCGAUGACCGAUUGGAACGGUUAGAGAAGACCAUAACGCCGGUGCACAAGCAAACUGGUUCAUUGCAGAAGCGCCAGGAAAACAUCAAUCUCGUACUGAAGAAGCUCGACGCUGUCAUACCAAUGUAUAAUGUCGCUGAAAGACUUCGCGGCAUAGUGGCGCGAGGACCUGCGCAGCAGAACAACAUCAAAGACUAUAUGGAAACCAUAGAGGAAUUACGUCGCGCGCUAGAAUUUUUUGAGAAAAGCUCACCCUUAAAUGCCGAGGUUCCAGCACUCAAAAACCUCAUUCAGCAAGGACAGAGUCUGCUGCUUCAGCACUUUGAAGAUCAGCUAAAUUCGCAUUCAAGACCACUGACAGCCUCAGCCAUUCUCGAAAUGAUCGAAAUCGACGAGGAAUUGCGAAGCAUCGACUCAACUCGAAGUCUGGAUCAAAUCCCUAAAGAGGUUCAAGACGAGCUUCGAGAGAUGGCCUCUUACCUUUCGCGAUGUGGACUUGAAACUCGCGUGAUGGAAAAAUAUGGCACGGUCCGAAGUCGCGUGCUUCUUCAAUGUAUGGCAAACCUUCGAGAAUUUCAGAAAACAGCUAGUGGAAGCAACUGCAGUAAUUCCCAUCUUGCGAUAAUCGGUGUGUCCUUAAGCCCGCUCCCGCAUCGUCGCAGUGGAACUCUUGUCAAAGAGGGCGGCGGGGGUCGGAGUAAGGGCCGGAGGACGCUCGAUGCACUUCUGAAGAAUGCCGGGUUCAAGAGGCCCUCGGCCGAUGCACAGACAGCUUCCCGCUACAUUUUUUCGAGGGAAAAUCGUGAGGAUGUCGAGGUCGAGGGCUUCCUGACUUCCGUAAGCGCUCUACUGAAACUUAUGCAGUCUGAAGCAGCACUCCUAAAAGCGGUUCUACCUGAAAGACGACCUGCUAUUCUCAAUCAAAAUGAGGCUGCGAAUUUAACCUCAGCCGAUAAAGCGGUUUUCGAACACGUCGUGCAAGCAGCUGUUGCAGCCGUUAUGAUGGAAGGGGAAAAUUUGGAUAAAGUGGUAAAAGAAAGCGCGACUCGACAUGAAUUUCAAAUAGUUUUGAGUCUUUUUCCAGCUCUGCAACAUCUUACACAGAUCCGGCCAGAGUAUGAACAACUUAUGGAAGGUUGUACGCAGAAAGAUCAGCUGUGCAAGGCGUCUGUACGGAUGCAGGCAACACUAAACAAGAGUUUGAACGAGUUCGUUGAAUCAGUGAAAAACGAUCUCGUCGUAAAGAUGCCACCCGAUGGAACUGUCCACGAGCUUACCUCGAAUGUCAUGAUGAUGCUUGAAAGAUUACUCUCAUUCGUCGAUAUGUUUUGCUGGAAUCCCCUAUCUUUCGUGCCCAGUGCCGCGGAUAUCUCUCCAAUACGGAACAGUGCUGUCGUAAAGUCUAAACGCAUAAAGUCAGGUCGCAAGACAUUGCCGACAGUGAACAAACAAUCGAAGGUGCUAUCACCAGAGAAAGCUGACUUUAUCUUCGCACGGGUGGGCAAUGUCCUUGUCGUGCCGGAUUUAACCAAAUUAUCAAAGGCAGAGGACCGUAAUCGAUGUACUUUGUCGCAAUAUGUCCAUAUGGUUUUGUCUGCUCUCAGCCUUAACAUUAAUAACAAGGCCGAAAACUAUACCGACGAAUACCUUCAGGCCAUCUUUCGACUCAACAAUUUGCAUUAUGUAUAUCAGUCACUGCAGCGAAGUGGUUUACUAGAGGUAGUUCAGGAAUUCUAUCCAUCAAUGGGCGAUCACUACCUUGAAAACCUUCGUGAAGAGAAGAGGAAGUAUUCACAAAGCUGGAGCCAUGUUUUGCACUAUAUCGUUGACUUGGACCGAAGUCUUACAGUGGCCUCUCCUCGCAGUCCGACCGAUUCACAAAAAAUGAAAGAAAAAGAUCGCCAGAUUAUUAAGGAGAAAUUUGCCGGCUUUAACAAAGCUAUGGAUGAGAUACUCAGAACUCAAAAACAGUACGCGGUUCAUGACGCUGAACUGCGAGAGACGAUCAAAAGGGACAAUGCAGAGUUCAUCGUACCCAAAUACAGACUUUUCUACAACACCUAUAGUGAUGUACCGUUCACCAAAAAUAGAGAUAAGUACAUCAAGUACACGCCAAUAGACAUCUCUGAUAUGAUCAACAUGUUCUUUGACACUUCGGCAUAAAAGAUUUUGUUUUAAAGUCUUUCAUGGCCAGCCGAACAGAUUCUUUUAGAUGACGGGGUCCUGAAACAAAGACAAAAGUAGGCCACAAGGGAGCGUCAGUGUGUGGUGUUCUUAGUCAAGUAUAUUUGUGUAUACAUAUAAUGUAUUCCGGUAAUUAUUUUGUGAUGCUCUAAUUUAGAUCUGCAGUUUUAUAUUUUCAUCUUUAUUUAAUAAAGUAAAUUUAUUUUCAUGCGACAUAAUGAGCAUGGGUGUUCAGUAUACAAUAUGUAAUCGAACAUUUCUAUUUAUCA